GAUUAGAUAUGAUUCAAGAGAGACACCUGCAGCCAUCACUUUUUCUCCACGCCAGGUUAAUUUACUUGAAUUCUGCGGGUCAAUUUUAAUUCGAUAAUGCGCCAAUCGCAUACAGGUGCACGCCAAUUAUCCAGACACAGGUUGAUUAUUGAAAUUCGGACUGAGAUUUGCAAAAUCCACCUGUCAUUAUAUUCAAUCAUGUAGAAAUGUGACAGUUGUUGAUCCACUGAACCUUCUCGAAACCACAAAUAUGAACCACGCCUUAGAGGCCUUGCAUCUGACUUUGCCAUGGAGGAUGAAGAAACAGGGGAGCUUUUUAUACCAUGCAGGGUAUGCAGUCACAAGUGUUUUAAUAAGCAUGGCAAAUACCACGAUAAGCAGUGCUUUGAUGGGUCUGCGUGUUUCUUCAAAGUUAUGCUUGGAGAUUUUGCAGAAAGACUGCGCCUUCCUCCUGCAUUUGUUUCACAGUUUAUAACAGACCAACAUGAACAUAUGGUGUUGCAAGGCCCAAAUGGGCAGGAGUGGGAAGUAGAAUUAUUGGGUUCAAACAAUAAACUGGAAUUUCGACAUGGUUGGGAAAGAUUUGUCAAUUUUCACGGCCUGCAGUUGGGUGAUUUUGUUGUGUUCAAGUACAUAUCUAAGUAUUAUUUCAAGGUUCAGAUGUUUGGAAGAUCUGGGUGUGUGAAAAAUACCUGUGCUCUUCAUAUUGAGAAAACAAAGAUUGGUUUAGAUAAGAGACGCCCUUCUACCAAAAUGUGCAGUUUGAAUCAGCCAAUGAGCAAUAACUUGCUGACUUAUUUGGUUUAUGAUGAUAAAAACAACGAUGAGGCUGAAGCAGUGGCUGAAAAUCAGAGGAGAAAAAGGAAAUCCUUUUGCCUUGGUCAUGCUUCCAAGAACCCUGGACAUGGUUUCUCUUCUCAGAAUCACAUGACAGUGGGGCCUGCUGCUCCUUUCGAAUCAGAUAACAAAAAAGUUAAUUUGCUUGGAGACUAUUCCUCCAAGAACCCUGGCCAUUUUUCCUCCUCUCAGAAGCAAAUGACAAUGAAGCUUGUUUCUUCUUUCAAAUCAGAUAAACCUUUUUGUUUAAUGGUUAUCAAAUCAUGGAAUGUGAAUAAACCAAACAUGCUAAGGUUCCCAAUAAUUUACAAAAAUCCACUUCAGCUACCAAGGGUAAAUGCUGAGAUAGCUCUUUUGGAUGGAGACUGUAAAGAGUGGAAGGUACAGUGCAUUAUUAAGGAAAGGAGGCCUACCUUAAGUGGGGGGUGGAAAUGUUUUACACAAGAUAACAAUAUAAAGGAAGGAGAUACUUGUAUCUUUGAGCAGCUGGACAACAAUAAAAAAAAAUUUAUGUUCAGAGUUCAUAUCUUCCCUGAUGUAAAAAAGGCUCAUCUUCAAAAAGAUCAGGAGGAUGGCUGAAGUGUUUUGCAGAAAGAUCUGUAAUGGGUUUAUUGAGCUGAGAUAGAAUCAGGAAGCACUGUCCAAAUUAAAACAAAAGAAGAUAAGUAAAAACAGAGAUUUUGAUGGAAGGCAGGUUAAAGAUGAAGGAUAGAAUUGUACAAGACAAGUCUUCCAUAGAAGAACAUAAUCUAACAACAAAUUCUGUUAUC
Molecule: messenger RNA, 1607 nt
Organism: Cryptomeria japonica (Japanese cedar)
Lineage: Eukaryota; Viridiplantae; Streptophyta; Pinopsida; Cupressales; Cupressaceae
Product: putative B3 domain-containing protein Os03g0621600
Exons: 5
Coding region: 289-1416 (375 amino acids)
Molecular function (GO): DNA binding
Source: RefSeq, a predicted model, not a curated record